AUGGCUCUCCUUCCCGCUCCUCGUGAGGCUGCUAAUACUGGCAAGGCUAUUCACAUUGCCGGGAUUCGAACAACUUCGCCAGAAGAUCUCAUCGAUCUCGCUAUUGAGAGUCAUAUUGCCCGUAUAGUCAAACGCUCCUCUGUUGGAGGCGAUGAAUCAUUCUUCAUUGCCGAUUUGGGUCAGAUAAUUCGACAAUAUCACCGAUGGACCCAAAACAUGCCAGGGAUACGACCAUAUUAUGCGGUCAAAUGCAAUUGUGACCCAAUGUUUCUCAAGGUUCUUGCCGAACUGGGCGCGGGAUUCGACUGCGCAUCCAUCGAAGAGAUGCGUGCAGUGCUCAAUCUCGGCGUGGACCCAUCUCGCAUUUUGUUCGCAAACCCAUGCAAAGCCCCCGCCGCUGUAGCCUUUGCGAGUGAGAUUGGCGUCCUGCGAACGACGUUUGAUAACAUCGAUGAACUGGAUACCAUAAAAGCGCACAUGCCAGAAGCCCAGUUGUUGCUUCGUAUUUAUGCAAAUGACGAAGGUGCCUUUAUUUGUCUAGGAGAGAAAUUUGGCGCGCACAUGGACACAACCGAGGAGCUACUUUCACGGGCGUGGGAGCUCGGGUUGAAUGUUGUUGGUGUUAGCUUUCAUGUCGGGACUGGUGCUACCAACCCCAAAUCCUUUUGCAAUGCCAUCAAAGAUGCACGGGUGGCAUUCUCGCAAGCGGAACGUCUAGGGUUCCACCCAAAAAUUCUUGAUAUUGGCGGUGGCUUUCAAGACAACUGUUUUGAGUCAAUGGCGCCUAUUAUUCGGGAGGCCAUUUGCUCAGAGUUUCCGGUCGGUAUCACAACCAUCGCAGAACCAGGUCGGUUCUAUGCUCGCAGUGUAUACACCCUUGUAUGUCGCGUUAUUUCACGCCGGCGCCAGCUUGGAAGUGCAGCAUCAUCUGGUAUUCCGGACAUGCUAUAUCAGAACGAUGGCAUAUAUGGUAACUUCAUGAAUGUCAUCAUGGAAAAGGAAAUUAUGGUUCCCCACUUGAUAAAACCCAAGAAAACUAAAGAUGGGAUUAUGCCUAAUUAUAAAACCAAUGGAGUGAGCAAAAUUGCGAGUGAUGUGGCAUCAAAGUCAGAGCACCGGUAUUCAAUCUGGGGGCCUACGUGUGACAGCACAGACUGUGUGGUGCGGGAGGUUACUUUCGACACUGAAAUCAAAAUUGGUGACUGGCUUAAGUAUAAGAACAUGGGAGCUUACACGAGUACCACCGCUACCCAGUUUAAUGGCUUUAGCAGUACAUACGAUACAUUCUAUGUGAACAGUGAAGCAUUGCCAACCUUUUAA
Penicillium soppii is the source of this 1320-nucleotide messenger RNA. RefSeq names its product type III PLP-dependent enzyme. NCBI's taxonomy places the organism in Eukaryota, Fungi, Ascomycota, Eurotiomycetes, Eurotiales, Aspergillaceae. The transcript is spliced from 4 exons. Bases 1 to 1320 code for a protein of 439 amino acids. Gene Ontology annotation, cellular component: cytoplasm. The record is from RefSeq and is a predicted model, not a curated record. Gene Ontology annotation, molecular function: ornithine decarboxylase activity.